Messenger RNA from Plectropomus leopardus (leopard coralgrouper), 324 nucleotides. The record is from RefSeq and is a predicted model, not a curated record. NCBI's taxonomy places the organism in Eukaryota, Metazoa, Chordata, Actinopteri, Perciformes, Serranidae.
CGGCUACAUGGUGAUGGCGGACUCCUUCAACACGUCUCUGUUCAAACAAACCUUCCAGAGAGUUUUCACCAAAGACGUGCAGGGAUCCUUUAAGAUGGCCUUCGCUGCCACGCUGGAGGUCAAGACGUCCAGAGAGGUCAAAGUGUCUGGAGCCAUCGGACCGUGUGUGUCUCUCAACGCUAAAGGACCCUGCGUCUCAGAGAAUGAGAUUGGAACAGGAGGAACGUGUCAGUGGAAGAUCUGCGGUUUGGAUGCAAGCACCACGCUGGCUCUCUACUUCGAGGUGGUGAACCAGGUACGAACAGCCGACCUCCGGUCAGAUUG